Molecule: messenger RNA, 1141 nt
Organism: Owenia fusiformis
Lineage: Eukaryota; Metazoa; Annelida; Polychaeta; Sabellida; Oweniidae
Source: the annotation of a GenBank genome assembly
CACAUGGUUAGUAUAAAAUAAAAUGGAAUCCACUUUGGCAUGAAAUUAAAAAUCAGUGGAAUCAAAAUCGACUAGUGUUAAGCGGGGGAGUCUAUGAAGAGGAGGGUUCAAGAUAGUUCAAUUGAAAUUAGGUUUAUCGUCAUAUUCCCCACAUGGGUGUCGGUCGCAGAGAUUAUAAAGACAGAACUGGCUAAAAGGAAUAAUAAUAGUUGCUAAUCCGUUAAGGAGGUACCACUAGCUGAGAGCAGUCGAUUGAAGAACAAUAAUAACGCGCGUUACCAUUAUCGUCACUCUCGUCUGCUCACAUCAAGGAAUAGGAAAGAUAGUGCAAUAUUUUGUAAAUAGUUUCGUAUAUAGUUAAAACUGUUUGUUUGAUUUGAGACAAUAUAUAAUGUUGAUUGGAGGAAAUUAUGCAUCGCUAUGCAGUAUAGGACUGUUUCUUGUUAUCUAUUCGAGUUCGAGUUAUGCUUUGAAUUUGCAGCACGCUCCGCCAAAGAGAUUGUUUUGCCCGUGGUGGGGAUGCACGGCGAAAGCGGAUGGGGAGAAACGUUCUGCUAUCCAAAACUCAAACAAUAUUCUCGAUACUCUAGCCGCUCUAGGCACCCAGGACAAUGUCGUAACUGCACGAGACUUUGACCCAGGGUUCUUUGCAGAAGAGACAGUUGCGACUGAGGGCAUCUCGCCAAAUGAUCUUAGUACGGUGGAGUCAUUGGCCCGUAAAUUGUCUAAAAAUAAAAACAUUCUGCAGCACAUAACCUUCUGGGAAGAUGCCGUUUCUCAACUAAGAAAUGAUUUAUCAAGAAGACAAUUUUCAAAUCAAUUGCAGAACAUUCAAAAUGCAUUAUCCACGAGGAAGCGAAGGUCUCUCCCUGUCGUGAAGAACACAAAGGUGGUGAAUGGUGAAGAAUAACGUGAUGCAACUUAGUGGUCGGCCAUAGAUCAACAGAGAUUCGAUAUGACGUCAUGGUCGUCUAUUGAGCCCUAACCCUUCUCUUGUUAACUCCAUCCUUGUUACUUCCGUGUUAAAAAGAGUGAUUCGUGCCUGCCGACAAGUAUCCAACUUCUAUGUACAUGUAUAAAAGAGAGACGCCUGUCUAAAUUCUACGUAUUAAAGAGAGACGCCUGUCAACCAUCUAUCUAA